This is a messenger RNA of Durusdinium trenchii, 2667 nucleotides long. The record is from the annotation of a GenBank genome assembly. NCBI's taxonomy places the organism in Eukaryota, Dinophyceae, Suessiales, Symbiodiniaceae.
AUGGCCUUGGAGACCAUUUGGAAGCAUGCCUGUGAGGCCCCAGAUGCGCGCGGCCUUCUUUGGUACGAUCCGUUGGAUUCGAAGCCUUUGCAGGACUGGAGCUAUCGACACGUUUGGACGACGGCCAGCCGCGCGGCGUGCCGCCUGUCCGCGGACGGGGCUUCUGCACGGAAUGUGGGAAUGUUGCUGGGAGGUGGCCCUGCACUUCCGACUUUGGAGCUGGCUGUUCUGCUGGCGAACUUGGUGUUGGUGCCCUUGGGCGAGAAUGAGCCGUUGCCCCGGCUGAGAUUCAUGUUGGAGGAUGCAGGGCCCUUCGUAGCCCUCGUCGCGGCCGUGGCCCAAGCCGCUUUGGCGCAAGAGCUGUGCGCCGUCGCAGGGUGCAGACUGAUGCUUGAUUCGGAGUUGUUCUCUCAGCAGGAGCCGAGCGCAGGUGCGCUGGCUCUGCCUGCUCUGCCUGCUCUGCCUUCUGCGGAGGAAACGGUCUCGCACAUCUUCUUUACCUCCGGGAGCACGGGCCGACCCAAGGGCUGCAUUUGCACCUUGCAAAACCUGCAGGCGUACUGCGCAGCGAAGAACGUGGUCCAUGAGGUGACGAAGGAGAGUGUGGUCUUCGUGGCGAGUGCUCAUACCUUUGACCCGUCCUUGGGCGACUUCUUGGCCACGUGGCUCCAGGGCGCUUGCGUGGCGCUGGCGCGUUGGGGUCUGCCGCUGGGACGGUCCUUGGAGGCGACCCAGGCGAGCCACGUUCAAGCGACUCCCGCCCAUUUGGCCACAGUGGAGGCUCAGCGUCAGCUGAAGUUGCGCACCGUGGCAUUGGGAGGUGAACUGAUGCCUCAGCAGCUGCUGGAGGAUUGGGCCGGGCAGGUCCGCCUACUGAACACCUACGGCGUGACGGAGUGCACCGUCUACCAGGCCGCUGCCCAGCUGCAGCUGGACAGCUCUCGGCGAGCGCUGGGGCGUCCGCUUCCGGGGAUGCAGAUGGUCCUGGCGGCGAAGAAAGGCGAUGAUCCCACCGACUGCGUGCAGGAGGGGAGUGAGGAGAUUGGAGAGCUCUGGAUCGCAGGGCCACAAGUGGGUCUGGGCUAUUCGAGGCGCCCAGAGCUGACUGUGGAGCGUUUCCACGAGCGUUUCCACCACUUGGGCCGAUGCUUUCGAAGCGGCGACCUGGCUGUGGCGAAGUGCCCGUCGGAUGCAGGCUGCGGCUGGCAACUUCUAGGUCGUCGGGAUGGCAUGGUGAAGCUUCGAGGUCGUCGAGUGGAGCUGGGGGAGAUUGAAGAGGUGCUCCUGGCUGCAGCGCCUGAGUUGUUGGUGUCCCUGGCAGCGGUGCUGGCCGAUCGCAUGCUGCUGAUCUAUUGCGUCUUACGAGGAGAUCCCUCCGAGGCGGUGCGGCGCGUGAGCUGCGCCUGGCUGCGGCGGCUCGCCGCAGAGCGCUUGCCGAAGCACAUGGUGCCAGCGCGGGUGGUGGCCAUCGAUGCGAUGCCGCUCACCACCAGUGGCAAGGUCUCGCGCAGGCAGCUGGCCGAACGGCCCCUGUCCUGGGAGGAUGCAUCAGGCGGCGCGCUGAAAGGCUCUGAGUCAGCAGAGAUGAUUGCAGCUGCUUGGCGCGAGGCCGACGCGGCCAAUGGGAAUUCAUGGGACUCCAUGUCUUUGAUGAGAUGGUGCUACAAGUCCCUUGUGCUUCGAAGCAUGGCAAACUUCUUGGCGCUCGGCGGCGAUUCCAUGGCUGCUUUGCGAGUCUGUCAGCAGUUGGCCACCAGGUGCCUGGCUGGUGCUUCAAGUGGUGAAUUUGGGGAAGAGCUUCCAGAGCCUCUGCUUCCGCUGCACUUGCUGAAUCGGCCAUGCUUGGUGGACUUUCUUCAGCAUUUGCAGAGAUCUUCUUUGGGUUCGUGGUUUUCAGAUCCUGAAGUGACGGAGGACAUGCAGGAGGAUGAAGAGGAGGAGGAGGGGGAGAAGAAAACAUUCGAUGGGGAGCUUUCUAUGUCAGAGAUUCUUCACCAUGCAGCCGGAGUUGGUGCUAUUGAAGUUGUACAAUCUUUCUUGAAGCGUGAUUCAACUACUUUGGUCUCAGCCUGUGUGGCUGGGCGGCGCACACCAUUACAUGCUGCUUGCAUGAACGGCCAUGCGGAAGUGGUGAAACUUCUGCUCGAAGCACAAGCCUCUGCGAUGGGUAUGGAUAGCAAGCAAGUGCAACCGUUGCACCUGGCAGCCCAAGGAGGGUCUUUAGAGGUGCUGGCGCUCCUGCUUGCCGCGCGUGCGAGGAUGGAUGCCACGACCAGAGAUCAACAAACUGCCUUGCACUUUGCCGCGCGAUCCGGUGCUCCUGGAGCCCUUGUGGAGGAACUUCUUGCUGCGCCCGUGUGGCGGGGCAAAGGAAAGAAAGGCCGCAGUCCUGGCGGGCAUGAGGCGCUGAAGCUGGAUGCUCGAGAUGCCUGGGGUCGUACUGCCUUGCACUGGGCGGUGGUGAAUGGCCACAGAUCAAUGGUGCUGAAGCUGCUAGAGCUAGGCGCUCAGCGCUCGGUGCGGGACGCGCAGUCGGAGACGCCCAAGGACCUCGCGGAGCGCCGGGCGCAGUGCCGCAACGCCGAGCGGCCGGGCGACCUGGGAGCCUCGGUCUUUGGUGACAUCGCUACUCUGCUGGGUGGCAGUGCAAGCACAGCGAAGACGUGA